Symbiodinium sp. CCMP2592 is the source of this 873-nucleotide messenger RNA. The record is from the annotation of a GenBank genome assembly. NCBI's taxonomy places the organism in Eukaryota, Dinophyceae, Suessiales, Symbiodiniaceae.
AUGUCCGAGCCACAGAACCUCUCACGUGCGGCUGCGUUCCUGGUGGAGGGCUCCGUGUUUCUGAACUGGAUAACAGAGCAGUCCGCGGGAUCGCAAAGUCUGGUGACGCAGCUCACCGAUCGCACCGUGUGGGACAAAGUGACAGAUCGAACGACGGUUCUGGUGGAUGCCCCGUUCAUCGGCAUCUGCGGGGCUGUGCACAUGGAGGAGCUCAUACGUGCCUUGGGGGAGGCGGAUCCUCUAGGACUACGGGAACGGCUGCUCGUCAUGUACGAGCACCCACGUUUCACCCGCAGUGCUGAACUGUGCGAAGCGUGCGCGCGAAUCCCCGGGCCUACCUUGCACGGUUACUUGGCCGAGUCUUUCUGGUCCCUGCAUCGCGUGCACACCCCUGCUCACAAGCUCUCUGAGUUCACAACGGACCUGAACUAUUCUUGGUUGUUCUACUCGUGGAGCCCGGAGGCUGCUUCAACUUUUUGGGAGAACUUCGACACGUGCGCUGCAAAGAAGGCUGGAAAGCGCAAGACGCGCCAUUUUCGUCUUGCCUUGCCCCUGCACAAUCUGCAACAGAAGGCUUGCGGCACGGAGCCGGACAGGUGGAAUCUUCGCAUAUCCUCGAAUGCAGCUCGUGCGAGUUUGCUCUUCAGUGACUACAUGGACAAGGUGUUCGAGCGCCUAGACAUUCUGCGCAAGAAGGAUGCUCCUGCGCCGCCGGCGCCCAAAGCCGUAGCGCGUGGGUCGGCUGCUGACAUCAAGGCGCUGCUCGAGAUGAACUCUGUUGACGACGUCAGUGCAGGUGUAGAUGUUCAACACCUGUUCACGGCAGCACGUGCCGUUUGCCUCCCUAGGGAAUUAGGGGCUCGAGUGGUUUGA